ACCUUCCGCUUUAUUCACUUGUAGACUGACCAUCCGUCCGUUCGCACGUGGGCGAGACGACCCUGCCCGCGAGUUCACUCAGCAUUCGAUUCUGAAAUACUCAGUCGCCAGAUUUCGUUCAAUCCGUGACAAAAGAUGAAGAGCUUCGUUUUUCUUGGGAUAGUCGUGGCCACUCUCUGUGCUAGUUUUGGCCUCGAAUUGCCCAGCUUUCUUCAUGUUUGCUCGAGGAAUGAUCCGAACUUGGGCCAAUGCAUAAUAAACAGUGUGUACAAUUUUAUGCCGUACUUGAAGAACGGAUUGCCAGAUUACAAAAUACCAUCUCUGGAACCAUUGUUACUGAAAGAAUUAACAUCCACGUCUGGAGGCAAUAUUAAAUUGAAGCUGAGCAAUGUGAACGUCUACGGAGCCAGUGAUGUCAUUCUAAAGAGAAUAAACGCCAAUAUGCAGAAGUUGAGGUUCAUAAUCGACCUGGAUUUGCCGAAACUGCGAAUCGAAGGCGGUUACAACAUAGACGGUCAAUUAAUUCUGCUACGAAUCCGUGGUGACGGCCCCGUGAACGGGAAUUUCACGAAUUGCAAAGCGUCCGUCAAGCUCCAACUAGAGAAGACGAAGGGCGCCGACGGUGACACGUACUUGAAGGUGUCCACCCUUCAAACGAAGAUCGCCGUAGGAGGCGGGAAGCUGAGAUUGCAAAAUUUGUUUGGUGGCGAUCCAGCUUUGGGCGAAGCUGUGAACGGAGCUAUCAACAGCAACUUCGAUUCUUUCAUACAGGAACUCACACCCGCUCUCGAGAGCGCGAUUUCGAGCACGUUCACACAAAUCGCGGACAGUGUUCUAAGCCAGUUCUCGUACGACACGCUAUUCCCCGACGCGUAGCUCUCAGGUAUUAAAUCGAAGGAUUUGAAAGGAUUGAACGUCACUUUGGUCUAUCUAUAGAUUUUUACAUCUUGAUUCAUCGAACUUUAUUCAAAGUUGUCUAUCUUCUCAAGGGCAAAGGACUUCACCGAUGCAAGAGAAUUGACAUCGUCAGUGAAAAUAGUAUUAUAUAUAAACGAGCACAUAAUCGAUGCUUGAAUAAUUAAAAUCAUAUCUUUUAAAUACAUGAUUCCAAGAGUUGAGUAAAAUGCAGAGAUCUGCUAUCACAUUGGAAGGUACAUGAUUACCACACUUGAGAUUGAAGUGGAAGAUGGAUUUCAUAGAUAGACUUACGUGAUGAUUAGGAUUAAUCACGAGUGCCUCGAUAUCAAACUGCAUUCUGGAACUCAAGUAUUUCCAUGAUAUUACUUGAAUAGAAAAUAAAAUAUGAUACUAUGAUAAAUGUCAAAUUGAUCGAAAAAUUAGAAAUUUACAGAGAAGAUUUCCCACGCGUGUAACGUGACGAUGUGAUUUGAUAAAUUUUCGCUAACGACAUGGAAUUUGACUGUAUUGGUAUUACGAAUAUGUAUUUCUAAUGUUAGCAUUCCAUUAGUUCCUCUGCUUAAGUUUUUUACUUUCUUCCGACUGCUUUAGAAGUGGUCCAUAAAUUGUAAUUUUUCAGAUUAGUUUGUAUUAAUAAAAUGAAAUUUGUACAACA
Messenger RNA from Ceratina calcarata, 1573 nucleotides. Its product is annotated as Juvenile hormone binding protein 3. The transcript is spliced from 3 exons. The coding region runs from base 136 to 876 and encodes 246 amino acids. The record is from RefSeq and is a predicted model, not a curated record. Gene Ontology annotation, biological process: multicellular organismal reproductive process. Lineage: Eukaryota; Metazoa; Arthropoda; Insecta; Hymenoptera; Apidae.